AUGGAACAGAUCCAUCUCCAUCCGAUUGAUUCUCAGCUUGCUGUCAACCUUAAUCACAUUAACUCCUCUUUAAGCUUCUUUCAUAAGGCUUGGGCUUCCUGGAUUAUGCAAAGAGCCAAUGAAAAAUGGAUAUCUAACGGGGAAGAUGACUUAGGAUUCCUGUAUGCUAGAAUAAAAAACAGGAGUAACAUCAAUAAGAUCAAGGAGAUCUCUACUUAUGCUGGGCGUUUUUCCAGCCAUUAUGAUAUUGUUAAGGCCACGGUUGAUUACUUUAAAGAGAUCUUUAAUCUCCCUAGUCCGGAUAACUCAAGUUCCAUCUUUAUCCCCAAAGGCAACAUUAUUCCUAACAACCUCACUCACGGCCUGAUUGCUCCUGUCACUGAUCUGGAAAUUAAAGAGGUGGUUUUUGCUGGGGCAACUGGCUCUGCUUCGGAGCCUGAUGGCUUCAUAUUUGAAUUUUACAAACACUCCUGGGAGAUUACUGGUUUCUAUGUAUGUCAAGCUAUUAAAAAUUUUUUCAAGGACGACACCCUUCACAACUCUGUGAAAGCUACGGCUAUUGUUCUUAUUCCCAAAAACUCCUAUGCCACCCAUAUCACUGAUUAUAGGUCUAUUUCUUUAUGCAAUACCUUCUACAAAAUCAUUGUUAAGCUUUUAGCCAAUCGUAUGAAAGAGAUCACGCCCCUCAUUAUCCAUGAGAGUCAAGCCGGUUUCAUUAAAAAAAGGGUAUCUUCGAAUAUUAUCAUUUUGGCUAAUAAAAUCUUGAGGGAUUUUGGCUCUAGAAAGGAUAAAGAGUUCUUUUGUGCUAAGCUUGACAUUCAAAAAGCUUUUGACUCCGUCUCAAGAGACUUUAUUAUUGCUCGCUUACAUGAGAAAGGAUUUCCUCUGAAAGGGUUUCUUUCAAUCGUCGUCUGGCCUUCGGCAGGGCUGCCGCUGUCUCCUCUUUUAUUUUCCAUUGCCAUGGAUGCUUUAUCUUGUGCUCUUGAUGCUGGGAGAUUUUGUGGUAUUACGAAUGAUCCCAAUGCUUAUAAUCACUUACUUUAUGCUGAUGAUGUGCUUGUUUUUAGCCCGGCCACCCUUAUUAAUGCUUUGGCUCUUAAUGAUACUUUGGAGUUAUUUGCUACUUGCUCUGGCCUCCAGGUUAACAAAAACAAAUGUUCCAUCCUUUUCUCACAUUCUUCCUCCAUGACUGAUGACAUUAAAAGAACUCUUGGUUUCACCUCCUCUUAUGUAUUCCUGAAAUACCUUGGCAUCCCCAUUUCUACUAAAAGAUUGACCUCUACUUACUUCCAACCACUCCUGAGCAGACUUUCUGCUCUACUUGCUGGUUGGAAAAUUAAGUUUUUGUCUUUUGCAGGGCGCAUUCAAUAUCUCAAAUUUACCAUUGCCAAUACUAUUGCAUAUUGGAUUCGGGGUGCGAUAAUACCUAAAAGUUGUUGCAAAUGUAUUGAUAGAAUGUGUGCCAAAUUCCUUUAUCAUGGAUCUGCCACCGAGAAGAAGCUGCAUCUUAUAGCCUGGAGAAAAACGUGCUUACCGACCUGUUUUGGUGGUUUAGGCAUUCCCGAUAUCAAGUACUCCAUUCAAUUUGGGCGCAAUUGUAGCUUUAUUUGGAGAUUUUACAACACCAGCACUCUCACCUCUAAAUGGCUCAAGUCUAAAUUCCACUCCCCUUACAAGCCUCCACCUAAAUCUGCUUCCACUUUUUGGAAAACCAUCUGCUUAGUUGCUGCUCGUAUUAAGCACCUUAUUCAGUUUCAUAUUAUAAAUAUAAACAUCAAUCUUUCUUUGACUUGGGAUCCUUGGCUUAAUGGCAAAUCUUUACAUGAUUUGUUUCCUCACCUCCAUUAUGCAAACUUUGAGGUGAAGGAUUUUAUCAUUAAUGGUAUUUGGAACUUUAGGGGAAGGCUAUCUGAUGAGGUUUACACAUUUGUGGAUUCCGUUCCCUUUUCUGAUGACAACUGGAAUAUCUCUUGGAUUGGAGAGGGAAAGCCUAAUUUUAAAACUUUUAAAAUGCUUUAUUUUGUUGAUCAUGGGAAAUUCCCUUGA
Dendrobium catenatum is the source of this 2046-nucleotide messenger RNA. RefSeq lists its product as uncharacterized. The record is from RefSeq and is a predicted model, not a curated record. The transcript is spliced from 2 exons. NCBI's taxonomy places the organism in Eukaryota, Viridiplantae, Streptophyta, Magnoliopsida, Asparagales, Orchidaceae. The coding region runs from base 1 to 2046 and encodes 681 amino acids.